This is a messenger RNA of Teleopsis dalmanni, 1689 nucleotides long. It is a transcript of the gene PGS1, whose product is annotated as CDP-diacylglycerol--glycerol-3-phosphate 3-phosphatidyltransferase, mitochondrial. Gene Ontology annotation, biological process: cardiolipin biosynthetic process. The record is from RefSeq and is a predicted model, not a curated record. Gene Ontology annotation, molecular function: CDP-diacylglycerol-glycerol-3-phosphate 3-phosphatidyltransferase activity. Lineage: Eukaryota; Metazoa; Arthropoda; Insecta; Diptera; Diopsidae. Gene Ontology annotation, cellular component: mitochondrion. Bases 77 to 1564 code for a protein of 495 amino acids. The transcript has 4 exons.
AUUAAAAAAUUAAUAAACAAAAGCAUCGUCCAGCAUAAAUUAUAAAAAUAAAAUUUGAAUAACAGUUAUUUGUAAAAUGACAACAUUUCUGCGUCGCUUUUUCACGCAUUUUGCUGAAGAAUUGACGCCAACUGACUUAAUUGGUUACUUGCAACAAACGCAACAAAAAAUUGGAUUAAAUCAUUUCACAGGCACUUCAGGCAUUGAGAGUUUGUCAUGGUUACACCAGGUUUCACCGUGUUUUGCGUUGCGCGGUGAGCAAAUAAAAAUUAUACAUGAACCAAAGCAUUUCUACGAUACAUUAGUUGAACGCAGUGCCGCUGCACGUGAACGCAUAGUACUUGCCAGUCUCUAUUUAGGAACCGGACAGUUGGAAAAUGCUUUUGUGCAAACGUUACGGCAAAGUUUACAACAACAAACAGCAUUACAGGUAAAUGUUUUGCUUGAUUUUACGCGUGGCACGCGUGGAGAAACUAAUUCCAAAACAAUGUUGCUGCCAUUAGUGCGAGACUUUGGUGAACAAGUUCAACUCUCGCUCUACCAUACACCGGACUUGCGUGGCAUGACAAAACGUCUUGCGCCGCCACGUUGGAAUGAAUUGCUGGGCUUACAACACAUGAAAGUUUAUUUGUUCGAUGAUGCUGUGAUUAUAUCAGGAGCCAAUUUGUCCAACGAUUAUUUUACAAAUCGUCAGGAUCGUUAUAUAUUGAUUGAGGACAAGCCGUUGGCAGAUUUUUACGCACAAUUCAUAAAACGAGUGCAGGAGUUCAGCUUGGCUGUUCGACAAGAUGCCGAAGUCGGUUUACAUCGUUAUUGGAAAAUUUUGCCAUAUGAAGGCACAAAGGAGGAAUUCGUUCGGAGUGCUAAGCAACGUAUAACAGAUUUUAUGCAAGAUGUUUACAAGCAGCAGCAAACACGGCUAGAAGUAAACACAGAUGCGGACACCUGGAUAUUUCCACUGAUUGAAAUGGGACAAAUUGGCAUACAUCAUGACAGUAUUGUCACUAAGCGUUUAUUGUCUAACUGUAUAAGUGGGUCACGUUUAAAAUUAGCGACGGGAUACUUUAAUUUAACACAAGAAUACAUGGACACAAUAACAAAUAAUUGCCUCGCACAAUGUAGCAUACUAAUGGCACAUCCCAAUGCUAAUGGCUUUCAAGGUGCCAAAGGACCAGCUGGUGGCAUACCCGCUGCCUAUACUUUAAUAGCAAAAAGUUUCUAUGAGAAUUUAGUGCGCCGCAAACAGAACCACCGUGUUAAUUUCUUUGAAUACGAAAAGGAAGGUUGGACAUAUCACGCAAAAGGUUUAUGGUAUUAUCUACCGGAGUCAACAUUACCAAAUUUAACAUUAAUUGGUUCCUCGAAUUUUGGUGAACGCUCUGUUAACCGCGACUUAGAAACACAGGUCUGUUUAGUUACCAACAAUACCGGCUUAAGUAAUCGUUUGCAAGCUGAAGCGGAUCGUUUGUUUGCCUUGUCGAAAACCGCCGAACGGGAAAUUGUUUUGCGGCCGAUACCACGUUGGGUGCAAGCUGUAGUUAAAAUUUUCCGAAACUUCUUUUAAAUGCAUACACAAAUGUGUGACGUGUUGGGGACAACACCUUUCCUGAAACUUUCACUUAGUCUCAUUACUUGUUACCAAAUUUUGUAAUUUUUAUAUGACAUUAUAUUUAUGGACCUCAGACAGUA